AUACACUCCUUGUUUUGCUCUCUCGAUCAGUCCUCAACCAUACAGUGCCCUCCAUCCACACAGUGCGCGUGAAGGUGCACAGGCUCGGUGACACUGCGUCCAGGUCUUGGGGAAUACGAGGCAAGUUGGAAGAAGACAUUUUAAGGACAGCAAUAAUACACAACAAAUUCUCGGCGCCACCGUGCAGAAUAUUUUGUAAUUAUAGUAAAAUGGCAGAUCCAAUGACCCAGUUCGACCAGAUAUCAUCGUCUCAGGGGCUGGCCGAUGGACAAAACUCUGUUGCGGCCAAAGACUCAAAAAUGUCCGAUUCCUUUCUUUCCUCUUCGCCUGUAUCUCUCAUUCAGUCUCCGCAAGACAAAAGAGUGGCACUGGGCUCUGACAAGCCCUCCUCAGAAGCCGUGACCACCUCCCUUCGCUUCGCCGGGCCUUCUCAGUCCGGCUCGUUUUCGCCCGCUAACUAUGGGAGCGAAGCAUCAUCAGGUCCGUCUGAUGGAAAGCCAGAUUCGCCAAUCGUGACAUCCCCCGUGUCUGAAAGGAUAAAGGCACUGGAGGCCCUGGCAGCAAAGAAGGAGCCAGAGCCCAAGACGGAUGGAGGCUUUCCUCACUUCAAGGAGCGCCACUAUGAAAAGUCUCCUACUGAGGUGCCGGCAGAGACCACCUCACCCUUCCAGAAAAAAGGAGCUUCCACUGAUCAGGAUUCACCAGAGUCUCCCUUUGAGGUCCUGGGAGAAGCACGGCAAGGGAGUGAUUUUGAAGAUACCGCAGACUGGAUGAGAGCUCACUUACCCCCUGUGCCUGACUUUGAGGACAAAGUAGAUUCAAACAAAGAUGCUCUUGUGUUAGAGAACGAUGGCAGAUCCCAGGAUAUAAAAGGGGAAGAUAAAGCUAUAACUAAUGUUCCAGAGGCAUUUGCGUGUGUCCCUGACGCGUUCAUGGACUCUCCCAUCGAAGGGCCUAAACUUAAAAAUGUUUUCAAAGACCCAGCGCAGCAGUCUAGCGUUGAGGACGAAUCUGAAUUUGACCUGAGCUUCCUACCUACAGCAUACAUGACAGACACCCAAGGCCCAUCUGACCUUGACUCUGAGCUCCCUGCCUCUCCUGCCCCUCCUGCUGGUUUUAACUCUCCCUCACCACCCACUCCCUCUGACUCAAAAGAGAAGGACUCAAAGACCAAGCAGGCCCUAUGGGGUGAUGAGGCAGUCGAAGUCGACAGCUCAGGAGACUCUGAUGACACUGUCAUUGAGGAUGCAGUCUCCAUCCAUGCCCCUUCCUUCCCUGCCCCCUCUUUGUCAAGUGAUAGUGCACCUGCCCCCAACCCCUCUGUUCCCUCUCUCCCUACCGAAGAAGAGGAAACUCCUCCAGCAAAGCAGCCAAUGCAGGUCCCUACCAUCAAUGUUAUUGAGACAGACGAGCCGAAUUACAGCGAUGAGGAGAUGGAGAUGGAAGUGGAGGAAGAGGAGGAGGAGGAAAGUUCUGCAGUUGUGAAAGACACUGUGAAAGAGGCACCAAUAACCCCUGAGCCACAACCAGAUGUGACUAAAAAGGAAUUCUCCAAAAUUCCCCCCUUAGAAUAUGAGGGUUACUCUCCUCCCUCCUCUCCUGUCGACUCUGAUGCUGAAUACUCACCUAAACACAAGAUCUUGAAAUCUGAAUGCGAUACGGAUAAUCAAAAGACAACACUAUCUAAUGAUGGGAUGCAAGGUGCUGCUGUGUCAAAGAGCUCUAGUUCUGAGGUGUCACAAGCCCAGAAAGUUGAGUCUGAUAAAUCACAGAACCCCAAUGAGUCUAAUGAAAAGUCUUCUCCGUCCACUGCCAAACCUACUGAGAAAACCGCAGAGAACCUUUCAGACUUUACAGACUAUGAUGACGAUGACUGGUCAACUGACGCACAAGAAAUCUUAGUGAAGUCUAGCUCUGCUAACGUUACUUCUCAGGAUCCUGAACUUCACCCCACAUCCAAGUUUGAAGAGAACCCCAAGUCUGAUAUUAAACAAGAUUAUAUGCAGACAGUUGAGCUUUCAAAAUCCAACUACAUGCAGGAUGACACAAUCCGUAAAUACGACAGACAAUCUUUUGAGGACGAAGACGCACUGCCACCCACGGAUGACACCAUUGAAAAUAAAGAGCUGGACUUUGACACCGUACCAGAGCCUUCUCCCUCAGAUCCAACCUUUCAGAUCCAUAUCGGAACACUACUCCCUCAAAAUAAUGCAACUACCAUGAUCUCAGAUUUUGAGAAUCUCACCUCCAUGGAUGAAGAUUCCUUCCCCAAGCCAGUCGGUGGCCAGCCAUCUCCCAGGGAGUUUCCUAAAGAUCCAUUUUCCUCUUUCCAGAGCGAACUGCCCGGCAACACCAUGGAGCCCAAGACUGAGAAGAAACCUAACGAUGACGUCAUUGCAGAUCACAUAGUCAACAGCAAGACUCUCCCACCACAGGAAGCUGUGGCGGAGAAGGACACUAAAGCAGGACACCAUUCGCCAGACAAUACCAGUGAUCCAGAAAGCAUUGAGCCGGACUGCUCGGUCUCUGGUGCCACGGACAGCUUCGUCGAGUUCAUGAGGGAGUGCCUGAAGUCACGACAGGAUGAAGAUCCAGAAGACCUUCGUCAAGGUCUCACAGCCAAGGAUGAGUGUCCUCCCUCCCAGUCCACACCAACCAUGGUCAUGGAUCUGGAGCAGGAACACCUCACUAUCAAUGCCCUUAAAGAGUUGGGCAGCAGCCAAGAAGAGGAGGAUGACCUUCAGUCUAGUAUCAAGGCCUCUGAGGAAUCCCAGUCUUCCUUCACCUCAACAACCUCCGACCAUCCUUCUCCCCAAAACAAACCUACGUCCGACAGCGCGUAUUCCAAAGAGGUAGAGGCCAUCGACGUGUGGGUGGCCGAGGCCUACCACCUUGCAGAGCAUGUCUUGGCAGCAAUACUAACGCACUUGUCAGUCAAGGACUUGGUGCACUGGCGAGACCCCAAGAAGUCUGGCGUGGUGUUCGGCCUGUCCCUGCUGACGCUCCUGUCCCUGGCGGCGUUCAGCGUCAUCAGUGUGAUCUCCUACCUGCUCCUCGCCCUGCUCUGUGUCACCAUCACCUUCCGCAUCUACAAGUCCGUCGUCCAGGCCGUGCAGAAGUCCAACGACGGACACCCCUUCAAGGCUCUGAUGGAGAAGGAUGUCAGCAUUCCCCCCGAGACCUUCCACAAGCACGUGGACGUCAGUUUGACCUACAUCAACCGAUUCCUCAAACAGAUGAGCAAACUCUUCCUGGUCGAGGACCUCAUCGACUCCCUAAAGCUGGCUGUAGUGAUGUGGCUGCUGACCUACGUAGGAGCCGUCUUCAACGGCAUCACCGUCCUCAUCCUGGCUGACAUCCUCCUAUUUGCCGUGCCCCCGUUCUAUGAGAAGAACAAGACCCAGAUUGAUCGCUACAUGGAGAUUGCACGCACUCAAGUCAACACCACAAUGGCUAAGUUGCAAGAGAAACUCCCUGGAGCCGUCAAGCGUACGAAAGCUGAAUGAGCGGCCCGCAGACAUCUAAAUCACCAUCCUCAUCACAUUUAUCCCAUCUUAAAUCCCCUCCUCCCUGCCCUCCCCUCCUUCUCAGUCCUCCUCCCCCUAUCCACCCUCUAACCCCCACUCCCUCCCUCUUUUCCACCAACCACCAUACCAUCUGCACUGAACCAGCUAGGUAGAAGAAAACAAGUAAUGCUACUCAAUAUUCAAUGUAAAACCGUGCAGCUUAACUAAGAGCAUUUAGAGAAAGAACUUUGCCUACUGUGUCGACAGGAAACACGUCUAGCGGGAGGAAAUGAUGUAAUGCCGUGGCAGGACGCCUGUCUUUGGGCACACAAAAAAAUUAUGCAGGGGUCAAGUGAACUAGACGGAAUCUAUGACCUGGUUUUGUAGUGUACAGUUGGCGUGUGUAGGGUUUGUCAUUGACGAGUGAGGAUGAGUGUUAGUCUCGCAAAAAAAAGCAAAUGUCUGUACUUUUAACUAAUAUAUUCAGCUGAAAGUAAACAAAACAAGUAGAAAAGUAAAACGCAUAAAAAGAGCAAAAUGAUUUUAAAAACGUACCUUUGGGUGUAAAUUGGCUUGUCUUUUUCCUGCUCUCGCUCUGUGACAGCUGUGUGGAUAAACAAAAAAUAUAUCAAGUUUGUGUUUGGAACGUGGUACUGGGAUUUCACUGUUACGGAUUGGCCUGUUUUGGUGUUAUUGUGUUUUGUUCACCUUAAAGGCACUUAUGUAUGUAUAACGUUUCUGCAAUGCACUGAACUUUUUUUAAUUUUUAUCCCACGAGCAGGUUGAAAUAAAAGGAUUGGAACACUGAACCAGCUGUGAUACUUUUGGUCUAGUUCACCCUGUUUGAUUUGAACGCAUUUGGUAUGUUUCUGUAUAUACACUACAACGGGGUCCCUCUUUCUCUGCUGUAUGAAACGAGUUAGCCUUGUUUGUUAUGAAAGGAGAACUCCCUCUUACAGCGGUCAUAACUUGUGUUUUGUCGCACCUGUUCAAGUCGACGUCAAUGUUUCACUGUCGCCUGUAAAAGUAUAUUAUUACUAUUAUUGAUAUGAUUCUUAUUUGCUUAUAGGAUUGCUGCUUUUGACUCCCUUUCAGCCUCGUAAAGGCUCCAUAAAGCUUCAUAGUUGCUUCAUGAAGCUUCAUAACCGCUUGACUUCUCCAGUGAGACCUCUUGGAUAUGGGUUCAAAGAACGGACAGUUUUUGACAGUAGCUGGACGUAUAACUAUGACGGGAACGAUAGAUGCAAGAAAAGAUUUGGUGGGUGUUGUAAUGAGUUUUAGUAAAAAAUGUCUUUGAAUGCCAUGUAGUGCAUGUCAUUGCAUGAGCUGGAAACAUUCGCACACUUUUUUUAUGUAGGCUGUAUCAUAUUCUUAACCCAUUUUGUUUUUGUUUAUAAGAUGAUCAUUAUUUGUGAUUGCUUAAAUUUGUGUUUUGGUAUCAAUAAAAAACAUCUAUUUUAGGGCUACUUUUCUGCAAUGGCAAAGUGUCUUCGAAAGGGAUUUUAGAAAUUGAAUUUGAAAAAUAUUAAGACUGUUCCUAUUCUGUUCGCCAAUACUCCUAGAUAAUGUGCUCGAAGUAAGUUUGCACCUCCGUUGUAAUUUUGGGAGGAAUCCCUCUACAUUGGAUGGUCACUAAAGAUAAAACACUAAUGUUGUAACAUAAAUUAUACAAUGACCGUUUCACAUUGCCUCAAUGCAUCUACUACUACUACUACUACUACUACUACUCAAAUGUAUGUUAACUGCUGAAUGUUACCCUGCAACAAUGAUAGAACAUUCCUCCCCAUGCAUGAAAACCAGUGUUUCACAGUGGCCCUGAUGUUGUCAGUGUGCACACCGCCUCACAGAGAUGUGGUGCAACAAUGCUUAUUGGUUCCCUUGUUCAUUCAAGCCAAUGGACACAUACUCUACUUGCUUCACUAGGGUAAGGUCUAACUCUACCCUCAAUUCACCGGCUCAAGCUAUUGGACAUGUUUGUUCUGGAUGUUUGUUUUUCACACGCGCGCACAUACACGCUCACCCACAGUCGAACGUAUCCAAUGUCUGUAAACCACUGUGUCCUUGUGAUGCUGAACUAAUUAUACAUUCAGUUGCCAUGAUGACCUCGUGAUUACAAGGUGUUCCAGACAGUCAGGCUUUUCAUGGGCGCUCCCCCUCAACCUUUUCAUUGAAGGCAAUGCUACCUAUGUGUUCAAUAGAUUAUAAUACAGACCUCUUACUUUAGUGUCUUUAUUCUUCCUUUGUCAAUUACAAUAUAAUUCUACAUUUUAAACUGGUUUCCUUGAAGCAUGUAUUUUUUUUCUCAUUUUUCCUGCUGUUUCUUUCUUGGAGGGGAUUGGCAGUUUUUUUUUUUCUUCUUUGGCUUUCUUUGUUUAGCUUUUGACUAUAUUGGUAACUAGGUGUGUUAACUAACAUCUCCAGCUCUGUCUGUUAGAAAUGACUUUUGAUCGCUUUUGGGGGGGGGGGGGUGAAGAAAAUUUGCUAAAAAUAAAUCUGUGGUCCCUGUAGUGAUGUUAAAGUGGAAUUAAUAAACAUAUUCCAAAAGA
Salvelinus fontinalis (brook trout) is the source of this 6052-nucleotide messenger RNA. RefSeq names its product reticulon-3-like. Gene Ontology annotation, biological process: endoplasmic reticulum tubular network formation; neuron differentiation; brain development. The record is from RefSeq and is a predicted model, not a curated record. NCBI's taxonomy places the organism in Eukaryota, Metazoa, Chordata, Actinopteri, Salmoniformes, Salmonidae. The transcript is spliced from 9 exons. Gene Ontology annotation, cellular component: neuron projection; postsynaptic density. Bases 210 to 3506 code for a protein of 1098 amino acids.